Ictalurus furcatus (blue catfish) is the source of this 4628-nucleotide messenger RNA. RefSeq names its product zinc finger protein 12-like. Gene Ontology annotation, molecular function: DNA-binding transcription factor activity; RNA polymerase II cis-regulatory region sequence-specific DNA binding. The record is from RefSeq and is a predicted model, not a curated record. NCBI's taxonomy places the organism in Eukaryota, Metazoa, Chordata, Actinopteri, Siluriformes, Ictaluridae. The transcript is spliced from 4 exons. The coding region runs from base 174 to 1670 and encodes 498 amino acids. Gene Ontology annotation, biological process: regulation of transcription by RNA polymerase II.
AGUGACGUAAGGACACAACCGGAAGUAAAAAUCUGCGUAUGUUUAAAGCGAGCAUUCACAGGCGUGUAUAGUGACAUGUUACAGUUUAUUUCGCAGAAAGAGUGUUUUAUAAAGUGGACAUAUCGACACGUAACUGCGUACAGAGGUUCGGAGGCACGUUAGAAAAGCCCAAAAUGGCUCAGUACACUUUCCAAGAGCAGUUGUUGUCCGUCAUGGAGAUUCUGGCCAAAGCAGCCACGGAGGAAAUUAACCGGCGUGUGGCCGACAGCUGUGCGGUUAUCCGCAUCGAGCUCUCCCGCAGUCAGAGGGACAUCGACAGCCUGAAAAGGAAAUGCCAGGUGAUGGAGAAUGAAUUGAAGAAGGUACGCGGAAGAGGGAGGAGGAAAGUGUUCAUCUGCAGCUCCUCUGAGAAGAUACCUUUUCAGAGUGCUUGUGCCCGAGACUCUGGUGUAAAUGCAUGCAGUGCUGAACAGCCUGUUCCACCAACACAGGAGGAUCCUGAAGGGUCUACGCAGCAGAUCCGUCAGACUAUCCAGAUACUGGAGGACAGAUCUGCGGCAACAGCCAUUAAAGAGGAGGGAAAUGAAAAUGAUCCAUGGAGUAGCGGAGAGGCUGCAGGGCAGUUUCCUUAUGGGUGUCAUGGCAAUAAGCCACACAACACAGCUCAGGAGAUAAGUGAAGAACAAAACCGAUUUAGUGAAGAGAUGGCGAGACAGAGGACGCACCUCACGCACAUCGGUUCUCCGGUUACAAGCAACGAGGAGCAUCCAAGCAGUCUAAGACUUCAGGUAAAAAGUGAAAAGGAGGAAGCGGAAGAGAAGGAAGUAGCAGAAGUCAUCGUGGUGGAAGGCUCUGAGCAAAGGAGAGACGAUACUAAUCACCCGGAGUUUGCUUAUAACAACAAGAGUAAUGAGGCAGAAAGAACAGACAAGUCCUUCACAUCCACUCAACUCUCAUGUGACCUUUCACUCUUCUCUCAGCCUGUGGAAGUGGCCAUGGAACAAUCCGGAAACGAUGCCAAAACUAUACAGAAUGACCAGAUAGAGAUGUAUGGUGUCGGACAGGUCAGUGUCCAUGAGCAAACACAGCCAACCUGGUGCAGGGACAGAGCACACGAGGCAGAACAUAUGGUACAAAGACAGAGGCAUGAUGGCUUAAGCGCACACCAGCAGCACAGGACUUUAUCCAGACCCAGUGAGGCCGAAGUCGGAGCCGGCAUGGCUUCCCAGACCGGAUCUAACAUACCCCACCAGGCGUUUUUGGGACGUGGCCGUGGUGGACUCAGACGUUUCCGCACUCAGUGGGUAACAAGCGUGGACGGAGAGCGCCGCUUCAGAUGCUCAUUCUGUGAGCGGACUUUUGUGCGUUUUGGCCAGCUCAAGGAGCACAUGCGCAGCCACACUGGCGAGAGGCCGUAUACGUGCAGCCAGUGCGGCCGCAGCUUCACCAAACAAGGCAAUCUGAUCCGGCACGCCGUAGUGCACAGCGGAGAGAAGCCAUACCAGUGCAGCCUGUGUGGGAAAUGCUUCACUCAGCGCUCCAGCUUAAAGUCCCAUCAGAAAACACACAUGCCAGACAGAGACACUGUUCUGCAAGGAUUAGCUGUGCGUCAGCUAGUCAGAGAGCAGCACGACAGCCUGGCUGUCACACAAACCAGGGGUUUUGUAUAGCAACAACCCAGCAUCGAUUUCAUUAUAACUUGUAUGGGCAUGUUAUAAGCAGUUACACAGCAGCAUUCCUUGACACUUCACAAUACAUAGCUGCCUAAAGAAGCUGUAUGUUUGCCCAGUGUUCACAUUCCCUAGAAACGUUCUUUCCUUUUCAGAAGGCAGCAUAAUGACAGAUGUCUUCUAAAAUUCUUUAUUUUGGUCAGACAUGAAGGAAUAUCAUGUGCUGUUCUCGGAGGAGGACCUACUGUUCAUGAACAAGAGUUCUAUUGAAAGUUUGGAAAGUAUGAUCGAUAGCUAACCUAACAAAAAACACUAGCUAGCUAAUGUAAUGUGUCUUAACAGGUCAUGUAGGUCAGAGUUUGUAGGUUGUGCCACAAUGUGGCAUUAAGCUUUCAACUUCUUUUAAGCACCAGACUCCAAUACAUUCCCAGUCCGUUAAUCAUUGCGGUCUUUUUCACCAGACUUGGCAUGCUAUGAGCGGUGCAUGUCACUUGAGUUCUGUUAUUACGGCAUUCCAUUUGGGUCACACUUGGGAUUUCAAGCUAGGCUUGGCUCUUAAUCUAGACAGUGCACAGCUACAUUUCAGCCUGUAGUUCUCCUGCAGCAGUGCGCUCUGUCACAUCAAAUAAUAAUUUGAAGUAGCCAACAUCCCAAAGCAUAGUCUUCUAGAAAUGAUCUUGCCUCUUGUCAGACACUGUGUAUUAUUUUGUGGUGCAAAAACAACAAUACGUAUGAUAUUGUGAAACAUGUUUCUCGUUACACCACUAGAGACAAUGAUGCAAAAAUAUUGCAUCUCAGGAUCUUUGCACACUUGCUCACUCUGUCUGUCACACAUAUUGGCUGUAUAUGAGUUGUGCUUGUCAUAGUGUAUUGAUUCAACACAAUGUCAUGAAAUCAUUUGGAUGGGUCUCCACCACUGUCACCAAUGGUGAUCCAUUUCCACCACAUACGGUGUACCAUUUCCUGACGGUUAGUGCACCCCUGUCUCCUGUCCUCUCAUGUCCUUCAAAUGCAAGUGUUCUGGUUUGCAUUGUUUAAAAGGUUGGGAACCUCUGACGAACCUCUGAUUUAACUGGUCAGGUAGAGUUGCUUACCUAGUAGAAGUGUAGUGCAGCAUUUUUUAUUUAUUAUUAUUAUUAUUAUUAUUAUUAUUUUUACAUGUGAAGGAAUUUACUUACUCAGUUACAUUUAGCAGGUUGAAGAUUCUCCACAAGGGGGUUCUCUCAAAUAGCUGAUUUAUUGUUACAAGAACCAGCAGGUUCUGACAAAACGCAUAUAUACAGUGUGUCCCAGUAGUCUCCAUACAUAGAGGAAAUUAACAUUUUGUAGCACAAUGUCUUCCAAAAUGUUUCAUACUUAGUUAAAUAGCCUUUACGAAUGCCUUGGACAAAAGAUGAACGUAUUGAAAUUAUUCUCAUGGCUGGAUCGUUAAGCUGUUGCGAGGUUGCGAUGGACUUUAACAGAAAACAGGGCGAGCACAUCACACACGACACUGUUUCCAAACUUAUUAACAAAUUCAAAAAGACGAAAGGUUGCAGACCAACCAUGAAGUGUACGUCCACGAACAUCCACUGAUAAAGGCACAAACAAUGUGGCGCUGGUUGCGUCAUGGCUCUCUCGUGAAUGCGUGUCGGAGAUCUAUGCGGAAGUGAAAAUAUUUUGUGAAUGAAGACUUCAUUGUAGUUUUUUGUGCACACCAAGCAUUCGUAUCACUUCAUAAAAUUGGGAUUAAACCACGAGUCACAUGGAUUACUUUUUUACAAUGCCUUUAUGAACUUUUUGGAGCUUGAAAGGUUUGGUUUCUAGACUGUAUUAGGAGGGACAGAAAUUUCCCAGGUUUCAUUAAAAAUGUCUUCAUUUGUGUUCUGAAGAUGUACGAAAGUCUAAUAGGUUUGGAACGACAUGAGCUUGAGUAAUUGAUGAUAAAAUUUUCAUUUUUGGGUGAACUGUCCCUUUAAGUCAUUUUGGUAAGGACAUAGUAAAUGUUAAACAUUUUUGUUAAUAAAAAGAAAACAGUGGACUUGAGGAAAUGAAGGGCACAAGUACACAAGUGUGAAGGAUUUGCGUUUAGUGAUAUUAAAUAUGAUAACUUUCAUUAUUUGAAAGGAACAUUAAAACAGGUGAUGAUCCCCUGCAUAAUAGCACGUUCGCCUCACACCUCCAGAGUCGGGGGUUGGAGUCCCGCCCUGGCCCUGUGUGUGCGGAGUUUGCAUGUUCUCCCUGUGCUGCGGGGGUUUCCUCCGGGUACUCUGGUUUCCUCCACCAGUCUAAAGACAUGCAUGGUAGGCUGAUUGGCAUGUCCAAAGUGUCCGUAGUGUAUGAAUGGGUGUGUGAAUGUGUAUAUGAUUGUGCCCUGCGAUGGAUUGGCACCCUGUCCAGGAUGUACCCCGCCUUGUGCCCGAUGCUCCCUGGGAUAGGCUCCAGGUUCCCCGUGACCCUGAGAAGGAUAAGCAGUAUAGAAGAUGGAUGGAUCCCCUGCAUAAUUUGAGAAAAAAUUAUCUGUAUGUGUUUUGUUAGAAGACUCAUUUGUUUUUAUUGAACAUCACUGUUGCUUAGUGGUUAGCAUGUUUGCCUCACACUUUGGAGAUUCGAAUCCCGCCUCCACCCUGUGUGCACAGUGUUUGCAUGUUCUCCUUCUGUUUCGGGGGUUUCCUCAGGUUACUCUGGUUUCCUCCCCCAGUCCACAGACAUGUGUUGUAGGCUGAUUGGCAUGUCCAAAUUGUCCAUAAAGUGUGAAUGAAUGUGUGUGUGAGAUUGUGCCCUGUGAUGGGUUGGCACACUGUCCAGGGUGUACCCUGCCUUGUGCCACAAGUUCUCUGGGAUAGGCUCCAGGCUCCCUGCGACCCUGUUUAGGAUAAGCGGUUUGGAAGAUGGAUGGAUAUUGUGCAACUAUAAUUAAUAGGCAACAACUUCUCAGUGCUAGUACAGUAUGAAAAUUGUAAUAAAUAAAUAAACGAU